Messenger RNA from Angiostrongylus costaricensis, 2358 nucleotides. Lineage: Eukaryota; Metazoa; Nematoda; Chromadorea; Rhabditida; Metastrongylidae. The record is from the annotation of a GenBank genome assembly.
AUGGCACGUGAUAUGAGGUUGGGAGCUCAUCUAUUGUUAAUAGGAAAUCAAGGUGUGGGAAAGAAUAAAAUUGCGGAUCGUUUCCUUCAUCUUAUUCAGAGGCCUCGCCAGUAUAUGCAGUUGCAUAGGGAUACAACGGUGGAAUCUCUUACAAUGCAGACAAGUGUUGAAAAUGGAGUUUUGCGAUACGAGGACUCUGCUCUAGUACGGGCAGCUCGAGCAGGGCAUGUUCUAGUCAUCGAUGAGGCUGACAAAGCACCUCUUCACCGGUCCCGUUUCCUAGGGAACGACUUAUUUGGUGUGCUUGGAGAUCUCUUUUCUGUGCACAUUGUGGAGAACCCGAGUAGAGAGAAUGAGCUUGAAAUGCUGAAGAAGUACGCUCCAGAUGUACCAGAUGCUAACCUUCUUAAGCUUAUGGCAGCGUUUACGGAAUUGCGCGAGAUGGCUGAUGAAGGCUUGCUACAGUAUCCAUAUUCCACAAGAGAACUCGUGAACGUUGUAAAACAUAUCAAUAAGUUCCCUACGGAUUCACUCUCGACGGUAAUAAAAAACGUUUUCGACUUUGAUACGUUUUCUACUGAAGCAAUCAAUACGGUCCGAGAAGUUUUCCUCAAACACGGAAUUCCUUUUGGUAUUGAUCAUCUCUCUGAACGUGUAUUUCUCUCGCACCGAUUUCUAAUCGAACCUCCAUCGCGGGUCGGUGAUUGGGGAGUUCGCGAUGAUGUUCCGCCUGUGGAUGAAUGUGCUUGGCAAAUCCCUAUGCUUGAUGUAAACAUAUGCUCGGAUGGACUAGUGAGCGGAAACACAUUAAUAGUGGCAACGAAAGAUCUGAUUCAACAUGUGGAAGUGGAGUGCUCGACGUCGAAGAAAUUAGCAAACAUGUGCGAAAAUAAGGAAUAUCGCCUAGUACGUGCUCAUAAUCCCCUUCUGUUCGCACGUAAUGGAAAGGAAAUUAUCCGCUUCGGAAAUAAUGGCAUUCUUACGCACAUAGAAAUCCACAAUGAUAUCACUAACAUAUUUCCAGUAGAUGAAGGGAAAGUUCUGGUUAAGGGAAAGGAUGGUGAUUAUUAUCUUCUUUGCUGUGAAAAUGGCCGUUGGAAGAUCCGACUUGUUGACAUGAACCUCACCGUAGACAUUGACGGUUUCUUGGAGGCAGUGGAUUCAAUCAGUGGCUUUGUUCAGUACAUUCCAGUUGCUGAACCUUUUUAUCAGAGUUAUCAUGGCACAUGGUUAGCAACAAUCGCUCCAACACCUUUUGUUAUAGUACCUUAUAAUGACGACAGAAUACUGACGGUUGAUACCAGCGGUGGAAUACGUUCAUUUGAAUUCUCUCCAUCUACACUAGGAAAAUCAUACAGAGAAUGGACGCAUUUAGUUGGAGGUGCUGAAGAUAACGACUUACGGAUUGAGUUCGAACGUGAUCCUGGUGCUUUUGACAUAUCAAAACUUAACGAUCCUAAAUUGGGGAAAUUCGAUCCAUUUAAUGCUCCUCAUCACGGAGGUAAUCAGUGGAUGGGAGGAACUGGUGGAUACUCAACAGCAGGCUUAGGAGGUGUUGGUGGGCCAUUUAGGCUAGAUGCUGGCCACGACGUACACCAAAUGCCUGAGUCAGCUAAACGACAAUUAGAAGCGAAGAGAAAGGAACGACAAUGGACUCGUCAUCAGACUUCUGGCGAUCUAGACGAUGGAAAACUUAUUGAGGGAGUAACUGGCGAAAAAAAUAUUUACAGACGUCGUUUGGAUCAGUUGCCUGAAAUUGGCUCACCACUUUUAAAACCAAAACGGAUGCGUUUAUGUUUUGAUGUGUCCGGAUCAAUGUAUAGGUUUAAUGGAUAUGAUAAAAGGCUUCAAAGAUCUCUUGAAGCCGCUCUAAUGGUUAUGACAUCAUUUGAGGGAAAGCAAGAUAAAGUGGCGUACGACAUAGUUGGUCACUCUGGUGAUGGUCCGUGCAUCAAGUUCAUUACAAAUGGCCAUUAUCCAAAGAACAACAAAGAACGGCUAGAUAUUUUGAAGCAGAUGAUGGCUCAUACACAGUUUUGCUCAAGUGGUGACUGUACGGUUGAAAGCCUUGACCAGGCAGUUAAGACCCUCAGUAAAGAGAAUGAAUGUGACGAACGUAUUGUGGUUCUCAUCUCCGACGCGAACUUGGAUAGAUAUGGAAUAUCGCCAAAGAACAUUGUGAACAUUAUGAACAGAGAUGACACGGUCAAUUCAUUCGUUAUUUUUAUCGGAUCACUUGGUCAACAAGCUGAGAGAUUACAAUCAUCGUUACCAAAUGGUAGAGCAUUUGUUUGCGAAAAUGCAUCAGAUCUUCCAAAAAUUAUGCAGAACAUCUUCACAUCAACACUUGAUACUUAA